GCGGGUGGUGGGCCUGCGCCCGCCCCAAAGCCAGGCCGGAGAGCCGUGGAGCGGAUGCAGAAGAGAAACGGCACUCAGGAACGGGGAGGAGGCAAAAUGGCGGCCGUGGGUGUUGGUGUCGCCGCGGUGAAACUCCUGGUGGGCUCCGAACUGAGGGUAACGGUGGACCACAUCGUCGAAGAUGCGUUGGUCGUGUCCCUGCGCUUCGAAGAGAAGCUCUUCUCGGGGGUUCUAAUGGACAUUUCUAGAAGGUUUGGACCAUAUGGAAUUCCUGUGACUGUACUUCCAAAAAGGGAAUACAAGGAUAAAGCUGAUCUACUGCAACUACAGUGUGAACCAUUCCAGCAACAGACCCAAAAAAAUUCAAAAUCUACAGCUAUCCAUGAUGAAGCAUCUCUAGAACCUGCCACACAGGCCGAUGUUGCUGAAAGCCUGUGGACUGCAAAAUCUGCGCCAUUAUUUUAUGAAGGAGCACCUUACCCUCCUCCUUUGUUUAUCAGACAUACAUAUAACCAGUCUAUACCUCAGCCUCCACCAAGAAGGAUUAAGCGACCUAAACGAAAAAUGUUCAAAGAAGAGUCUACUUCCAUAAUGAACUCUAUUAAGCUUAGACCAAGGCAAGUUCUAUGUGACCGAUGCAAAAAUAGCAUUUCUGCAGAUAAAAAGGAGUUCAGAAGGGGUGGCAGUACAAAUGAUAAUUCUCGACACGAGGACAAAAAAAGGAAAAAUGACAGUGUACCUAAUAUGUCAAAGAGACUGAAAAUGGACCACAAAGUAGAAGCGAAAACUCAGUGUGAUGGUCAAAAGCGCAAUACUGUCAUUAAAAUUACAAAUUUAUCUCCAGGCAAGGGCAAAGUUGUCAAAAUUUCAUCUCAAGUACACAGUUCUAAAGUGCAGUUGAAUCCCAAGAAAGUGUUACAGAAUAAGAAUGUAGAUCACACGAAAGCCAGGGAAGUGUUAAAAAUAGCCAAAGAGAAAGUUCAAAAGAAACAGCAGCAGGACGUUUCAUCUUCUGGCAAUUCCAUUCCCAAAAUUCAUUUUACACGGCGCUUUCAAACCACCAACUCUGGCUCACUCCCUCCAAGGAUCCGCUUAAAGCCACAGAGAUACAGGAAUGAGGAAAAUGAUUCUGCUUACAAGGCUAAACUUGAAAGACUACGCAGCUGCAAGACAGCCUCCAAAACGCCGCCUCGCUGCACCUCCUCCCGCUCAGCAGGUGAGCAGCCUCCUGAAAAAGAUAGUCCCACAAAAGGGUUGGAACAGUCCACUGAUGAGAAUAAAGACACCAGGGAAAUAAAGUGGCCUUGUGAGCAGGAUGAAAAACAAUUGGGGAAAAGGGGCAGCAGAGGCAAUAUAACUGUUUAUAUGACCUACAGUCAAAAUAAAUCAGACUCUUCCACUUUUUCAGUUUGUAGUAGUGAUAGCGCAGAUGAUCUAAAAUCCUCCAACUCAGAAUGUAGCUCUACUGAAACAUUUGACUUUCCACCAGGCAGCAUGCAUGUACCUUGCUCCUCCUCUUCCUCCUCCUCAAAAGAAGAAAAACUCACUAAUUCCUUGAAAAUGAAAGUCUUUACCAAAAAUGUCUCUAAGUGUGUGACUCCAGAUGGCAAGACCAUAUGUGUAGGGGACAUUGUGUGGGCCAAGAUUUACGGUUUCCCCUGGUGGCCUGCCCGCAUACUUACCAUAACUGUAAGCCGGAAAGAUAAUGGCUUUUUAGUAAGGCAGGAGGCCAGAAUUUCAUGGUUUGGGUCCCCAACAACAUCUUUCCUGGCUCUUUCACAAGUCUCCCCGUUUUUAGAAAACUUCCAGUUACGGUUUAACAAGAAGAGAAAGGGCCUUUACCGUAAGGCCAUCACAGAGGCAGCCAAGGCUGCAAAGCAGCUGACACCUGAGGUGCGGGCCCUGCUGACACAGUUUGAAACAUGAAAACAUCAAAGAAGCCCGGCGACACUAAGGCUCUGGCUGCUCUUUUCCUAUGAUGUCCACUACACUGCCAUAUAUUGAGCUGCAACAUGCAGCAACCAAACAUGCAGCCACCUGAAUACGACACCUUGUCCAGAGUUCAAAUUUUGGGAAGUUCUUUGAGAGGGAGAAAAUUUAAACAAAAAUCAUCUGUGACUUUUUAGUCAUAAUUAAAAUAAACCUGACACUUGUACUUACUGUACAUUGCUUUCUCACAUGGAAAAUGGAAGAUAUUUUUAAAAAAAAGAUUUUGCAAUACUUAAUGCAUGUUAUGAGAUUUUUCUGACACAUAUAUAUUCAAUAUAUAUGAUCCACUUGAAAUGAGAGUUCUUUCUUAGAAAUUCUUUUCAUGUGAUGUGCCCUGUUUAAAAUGGAUGAAUCCAAUUUUAAUGAAUCCAGUACUGUAGCCUUUUUUUUAUACAAAUCCUAAGCAUUGGAUUUUAAUUAUGAAUUCAGUUUUAGAAAUUGUGUCAGGGAUUUUUUUUUUACAUGUAGUACUGUAUUUGCUUUCCACUGGCUUUUGCUUGGUUGCUUAAUAUUUAAGCUAUGGUCCAUAUUUUAGUUUUUGUCUUCAUAUCAAAAGGAGCCCAAGGUCAAUGUUUCACGAACUUGAAUACAUUUAAUUAUGUGAUUCAGCUUUAAAGUUUGCAUAAAAUUGAAUGUUUUAAGAAUGUGGUGUACAACAGU
Molecule: messenger RNA, 2649 nt
Organism: Pristis pectinata (smalltooth sawfish)
Lineage: Eukaryota; Metazoa; Chordata; Chondrichthyes; Rhinopristiformes; Pristidae
Gene: pwwp2a
Product: PWWP domain containing 2A
Exons: 3
Coding region: 55-1926 (623 amino acids)
Cellular component (GO): nucleus
Molecular function (GO): chromatin binding; histone binding
Source: RefSeq, a predicted model, not a curated record